Molecule: messenger RNA, 1434 nt
Organism: Rotaria socialis
Lineage: Eukaryota; Metazoa; Rotifera; Eurotatoria; Philodinida; Philodinidae
Source: the annotation of a GenBank genome assembly
AUGGCAAGCGAUAGUGGUGCCGAUGAUAGCGAUGAAUUCUUCGAUGCUGAAGAUACCAAUCAGUAUGUUGUUGGUAUUCAUCGAGAUUUAGUGAAAAGUUGGAAUGAUAUUGCAAAAAAAAAAUACGGCCGAACUAAACUUCCUGCACAAACGGUUGAUCGAUCACAGAUAGGUGUGUGGAGUAUGCUUAAACAAUGCAUCGGAAAGGAACUGUAUAGAAUGACCAUGCCAGUUGUCUUUAAUGAACCUCUUUCAAUGCUACAACGUUUUGCGGAAUGUGUUCAAUACGCAUAUUUACUUGAUAAAGCUGAUGAAUCUAUUGAUCCCAUAGUGCGAAUGCAGUGUGUUGCUGCAUUUGCUGCAUCAACGUUUUCGAGUAAUCUUGAUCGUAUAGCAAAACCGUUCAAUCCAUUGCUUGGCGAAACGUACGAAUUUGUUCAUCAUGACUUACCAUUUCGUUAUACAAGUGAACAAGUUAGCCAUCAUCCACCUAUAACUGCAUUUAUAUGUGAACCAAAAGAUGGUGGCAACCAAUGGAAAUAUUAUGGAAGUAUUCUACCAGACGCUAGAUUUUCAAUGACAUCAAUGCAAAUAGAUCCAAAAGGAUCAUUAGUACUUGAGCUUAAUAGACAUAAAGAAACGUAUACGUGGUCAAGUGUAACUUGUACAGUUCAUAAUAUUGUUGUUGGCAAACUCUGGUUUGAAUAUCAUGGUACGAUGGAAAUAAUAAAUCAUUCGAAUAAAAUGAAAGCUAUCAUUCAUUUUAAACCAUAUUCAUCAUCAACAAAAGAAUUACAUAAAUUGGAAGGUUAUAUUAUUGGUGCCGAUGACCGUAAACUGCGUGGCUUGUAUGGCUAUUGGACAGACGCAUUAUUUUCAAUUGAUAUCGAACAAUUUGAAGCAUUUUUAAAACAACAACAAAAGAAUGGGACAAGUGCUGUGAUAACACCUCAAGAACAACUUGCAAAAUCAACAGCAGCAAUAGAUAUUAAUAAUGUAGAGGAAGAAGAAGUGCCCGUUGUUGAUCCAACACAUGAACUACUUAAUCUUCCAGCUGAUUCAAUAACUCUUUGGCGAACAACACCGAGACUAGAUUAUGCAGCUCAAUAUUACAAUUUUUCAUUAUUUACAAUGGCACUUAAUGAAUGGACAGAGAAAGAUAAGAGACUACGCCCACGAUUGCCACCGACAGAUUGUCGAUUUCGUCCUGAUAUUCGUAGGCUGGAAGAAGGUAAUAUUGACCAAGCUGCGCAAGAAAAAAAUCGUCUAGAAGAGAAACAACGUGCGACCAGAAGAGCGAUGGAAAGUAGUCAAGAAAAAUGGGAACCAAGAUGGUUUAGUCUAGUUAAACAUAAAGUAACCGGAAAUGAAAUAUGGCUCUCAAACGAUAAAUAUUGGCAACGAAAUUGGAAUAAUUGUCCAGACAUCUAUUAG